Molecule: messenger RNA, 1071 nt
Organism: Vanrija pseudolonga
Lineage: Eukaryota; Fungi; Basidiomycota; Tremellomycetes; Trichosporonales; Trichosporonaceae
Product: Nitrilase
Exons: 4
Coding region: 1-1071 (356 amino acids)
Molecular function (GO): catalytic activity
Source: RefSeq, a predicted model, not a curated record
AUGACGAACACGAGCACGAGCAGCAACACGGGCAAGGACCUGCCAGUUGUCAAGGUGGCUGCGGUCCACGCCGCGCCCGUCUUCCUCGACACGGCAGCGACAGUCACCAAGGGCCUCGCGCUGCUCGCCGAAGCCGCCGCCGCAGGCGCCAAGCUGGUCGUCUACCCCGAGACCUGGAUCCCAGGCUUUCCCCUGUGGUCGAGCCUGACCUCCCCGAUCCACAACCACGACCUGUUCAUCCGCCUCGCCAAGGAGAGCAUCUACGUCGACGGGCCAGAGAUCGCGCAGUUCCGCAGCGCGUGUAAGCGACUGGGCGUGUUCGCGCAGGUGGGCUUCAACGAGAAGUCGCGCGCGUCCGUCGGGUGCCUGUACAACUCGACCGUGCUGAUCGGCGACGACGGCGCGCUCCUCAACCACCACCGCAAGCUCGUGCCCACGUUCUACGAGAAGCUUACCUGGGCGCCGGGGGACGGCGCGGGCCUGCGCGUCGUCGACACGAGCAUUGGCCGUCUGGGCGCGCUCAUCUGCGGCGAGAACGGCAACGGCCUCGCGCGAUACUCGCUCAUGGCGCAGGGCGAGCAGCUGCACGUCAGCCACUGGCCGCCCAUCUUCCCGACGCGGCCGCCGAGCGAGGGCGGUAACUUCGACCUCGCCGCCGCCACGCGCCUCCGCGUCGCAGCGCACUGCUUCGAGUCGAAAUGCUUCGGCAUCAUCUCGGCCUCGCCUAUCGGCGAGACGGCGCGCGCGAUGCUCGUCGCGCGUGACCCCUCCUUCGCGGACAUUCUCGACAACGCGCCCGUCGCCGCCACGUCGUUCCUCGACCCCGGAGGCGCGCAGAUCGGCGACGAGCUCAGCGGCGAGACCGAGGGCAUCGCGUACGCCACGUUCGACCUCAACAAGUGCAUCGAGCCAAAGCAGUUCCACGACUUUGUCGGCGGAUACCAGCGCUACGACGUCUUCAAGCUCACCGUCAACCGUACCCGCCACGAGCCCGUCGUCUGGGAGGAGGACGGACGCGGCAGCGCCGAGCGCACCCCCUGGGUCGUCGCCGAGGACGUGCGCGACUUGUAA